AUGGCACUCACUAAUCUGCCUGUCGAAAUUCUUGAGCACAUAGUCAGGCAUGCCCUGCCAGAGGGAUUUGAGAGCCUGGCUUUAACCUGUCGGAAGAUCUAUGCAAUGUGCACACCGUUCAUUGCACGGCACAACUUACUACGGUCGCAUUUCCAACAUGUGAUCUUUUAUGAAAAGAUGGGAGACCCACUAUACACCAUCAGAUCAGCCUUCGAUCUAAUUGCACGUAUUGUAACUGAGCCUAUUGUAGCACGUUACGUACGGUACUUAGAGUCCAAGGUUGACAGCUGUUUCCUCUAUCACCGACCCCGCCAUCUCUAUCCAGAUGUCAAUUGCGGCGACGUCGUGAUCAAAUCCUUUGCCGAGUCGCCGUACCUUAAACAAGCAGGUCUCGACUGGCAAGAAUAUUAUGACGAGAUUGAAAAGGAUCUCGAAGCCGCUCGAUACUCGCAGUAUGCGGCAGCUUUUCUGCUGACGCUUCUACCGAACGUCGAGAAGAUUGCGCUACCUAAGAAAUGGAAAUCUGUCCUCGCAACUGACAAGCUCAUUGACGCCGUCAUUCACAAGGCCCGGCAAUCAUAUCAUCUCCCGUUUGAUACAUCGAGCCUGACCAAGCUUACUGAGUUCGAGGAUUCUGUCCCUUUGAAUGCGCACCAGCGCUUCGACAUGGCUUUGGCGAGCCCAUUCCUGGCUCUACCUCGCGUGCGGUCUUUCUGGGGCCCUAGCUGUGUGGCUAGGCAGGACAGUGGUCACCAGAGCAUAGACAAAUCCCAGCUUACAUAUCCAUUCGGGGAGUCACUUGAGACGGUUGACUUUGUAAGCAGUGACAUAGACCCUGCAGGGAUUGCCAUAUUUCUCAAACACACCACACGCCUGAGAAAGCUGACGUACUCGCACGCAUCUAAAGACAGUGAAGGCCCUCAUGACGACGACUGGGAUAUCUGCAACUUCGUGACGAAAAUAGAGCACGCGGUCGGAGCCCAUCUCGAAGAGCUUUCUAUUUCAAUCCGCGAACUGCGAGGAUCACUUACUCCUGGUAGGGCAUCACUGCGCGGCUUUCAGCAACUACGAAAGCUCGAGCUCCCCAUUGAAUUCGCCGUGUGUAAUGCUAGUGCCGACGCCGCUGCGGACCGCAAUAUCAUCUUGUCGCUAGAAUCUUUGACUAUCGAAGACGGUUCAACAAACCACCCCACAUCGGACAACAAGCAGCCAAUACUUGGACACCUUAUUCCUCCAUCAGUCCGUCAGCUGUCGUUACUCUCAUCUGGCGCACAGGAUCAUGCGAAGGCGCUCGAGGUUAUAUUUCGGCACUUCGCCGCUAAGAAGCCAUCCAAAUUGCCUGCUCUUGAGGAGAUCUACUUGUCUUGCCCUGACAGUGCUGACGAUUUGUACAAGGAGGAAUGCGCUGAAUUGCAGGCGGAGACCGAGAAGGCGGGCGUGGUCUUGCAUUUGAAGGCGUGGUCAUUCAACUUUUUAUAG
Endocarpon pusillum Z07020 is the source of this 1479-nucleotide messenger RNA. RefSeq lists its product as uncharacterized. The record is from RefSeq and is a predicted model, not a curated record. Bases 1 to 1479 code for a protein of 492 amino acids. Gene Ontology annotation, molecular function: protein binding. The transcript has a single exon. NCBI's taxonomy places the organism in Eukaryota, Fungi, Ascomycota, Eurotiomycetes, Verrucariales, Verrucariaceae.